Messenger RNA from Nematolebias whitei (Rio pearlfish), 1532 nucleotides. RefSeq names its product sorting nexin 7 (gene snx7). The record is from RefSeq and is a predicted model, not a curated record. The transcript has 9 exons. The coding region runs from base 100 to 1359 and encodes 419 amino acids. NCBI's taxonomy places the organism in Eukaryota, Metazoa, Chordata, Actinopteri, Cyprinodontiformes, Rivulidae. Gene Ontology annotation, molecular function: phosphatidylinositol binding.
AGUUGACGUCCGCCGCCGCCGCCGCUGUGGUUCCGCUCAGAACUUCUCCAAGUUCGUCUCUGAUGUGCCCGGUGGGUCAGGUUGAAGAAGUGAAGUGUUAUGAGUGGACACACGGUCUCCGCGGACAUUUCAGGACACAUGCUGGACGAGGACGAGGACCUGGAGGUUUUCAGUAAGAACACCUCCCUGGCUGAUGAAGGCCCCAUGCCCAACUCUCCUGGUUCUAUGAUAAACCAGUACAGACUGGAGGACAAUGAAGAGGAGCAGCAGCAGGAUGGUGACAUUAAAGACAUCUUCAUCUCUGUCGACAACCCAGAGAGCCACAUCACUGCCCUGGAGACCUUCAUCGUGUACAGAGUUGUGACCAAGACCACACGCAGUGAAUUUGACUCUUGUGAAUAUGAAGUUUGUCGACGCUACCAGGACUUCCUGUGGCUCAGAAGCAGACUGGAAGAAAACUACCCAACACUGAUUGUCCAUCCUCUGCCAGAGAAGUUUGUAAUGAAAGGCAUGGUGGAGCGCUUCAAUGAUGACUUCAUUGAAACCAGGAGGAAAGCCCUGCAUCACUUCCUCAACAGGAUCUCCGAGCAUCCCGUCCUCUCGUACAGCCACUUCUUUAAAAUCUUUCUAACUACGCAGGAGCUGGCGUCUCACAAGAAACAAGGUCCAGGCUUCCUGAGUUGGAUGGGUGAGGCCAUGAGAGCCGUGGCUAACUCUGUGCGAGGUGUGAGGAGCCGGCUGGACGAGUUCACCGUCAUGCAGGAGUACGUUGAGGAUUUCAGUCACAAAAUCUGCUCCGUUGACAAAGUCACCCAGAGGAUCAUCAAGGAGCAGAGAGAGUACGUGGAUGAACUGAAGCAGUACAGUCCUGCGUACUUCCAGUGGGCGGAGUCAGAAGAAGAGCUGGCAGAACCUCUGAAAGGUGUUGGCAGCUGUGUGGAGCGUUGCAGUAAGGAAAGUGAGGAACAGAUCCAGCACCUGUCUGAAGUCCUGGUCCCUGCCCUGCACCAGUACGUCCUCUGUGCUGACACCCUGAAGGCGGUGCUGAGACGCAGAGACAACAUCCAGGCUGAGUUUGAGACCAAGAACGAGGCGCUGGCCUCCAGAAGAAACGAAGAGGACACCCUGCAGGAGGAAGUGGAUAAUCUGGCCGACCGAGUGGAGCAGGCCAAUAACGCCCUGCAGGGAGACUGGUCCCGCUGGAAGAACCUUAUGAGAACUGACCUCAGAUCAGCGUUCGUCUCCACUGCUGAGAAGAAUAAGGAGUACUAUGAAAAUUGCCUGGCUGUGUGGGAGGCAUUCCUUGUGUCGCAAAGAGGAGAGUCCACCGAGCAGAGAGAUGAGGAACAUGCUUCUUAAAAUGUGGAAACUGCGUCUUUUUUGUAAACCACCCAAAGAUCAUCCUGUGGCUUUCCCACCAAAACCAAUAUAAAGACCAAAACCACUGUCCAAACGUCCAAAAUAAGACGACUAUCUAUUUAUAUUUCUUUCUUUAACCAAAUAGCUAAGCCUCGUUUCGAACCACUCCAUCG